Molecule: messenger RNA, 2332 nt
Organism: Cucurbita pepo subsp. pepo (vegetable marrow)
Lineage: Eukaryota; Viridiplantae; Streptophyta; Magnoliopsida; Cucurbitales; Cucurbitaceae
Product: protein YLS7
Cellular component (GO): Golgi apparatus
Molecular function (GO): O-acetyltransferase activity
Source: RefSeq, a predicted model, not a curated record
UAUGCCAUCCCAAAAGAAGUAACUUAUCAUUUAUAUUUCAACUAAAAAAAUCCUUCCGCAGAGAUUCUAUCUCCUCCACCGCACUCCCAAACAAAUCACCUGUCAAUUGCACCGAAAGAUUUCCAGAUUCCGGCCAUUCUCUUCUCUGUGUUCUUCCCCUCUCCUUUGUGUGCUUGAUUGAUGUACAGGUUCGUUGGAGGAAAUUCAACUCGGGUGUUAAUCACUCAGAUCGCUUCCAAAUUGACAAUACGAUUGUGAUUAAAUCCUGUGCUGGAAGUGAAUGCCUAAACUGGGAUUUUGAAUUGUUGGUAUUAAUGGGCAAGACGUUGAUUACGAAGUAUCUAUCGAUUUGAAGCUGAGGUUUAAUUUGGGAAGUCAUGACUUGGGCCAUGCGGAAGGGUUUUGCUGUAUAUCCUCGAACAAUUUCUUGGAUUGCUAUUUCAGUUGGAGGAUUGGCCAUGUUCCUCAUCUUUGGCUCUUGGUUUUUAGUCUCCUACCCAUUAGGUUCCAUAAUGCGCGGGUACUUCUACGGUGUUAAUAGUUCAAAGGAUUUGGAUUUUGUAAUUUCUCUAGGAAAUCAAAAUGCUACUGUUCUUGCCCAUGACAGCAAUUUAGAUCUUGUACCAAAAAAGUUCCCUUCAGAUGAGGUUAUAGUUGACAAGAAAGUUGAAUCUGAGUCAAAUCCACCUCCUCAAAGUAGUUCAAAUACACCUGCGAAUGAUGAAAAUUCAAAUGUAAUUGCUAAGGAUUUGUUGCCCAAGUCCAAGUCACCAGAUGCCACGAAUUCGAGUAGUCAGUCAGUUCCAGAAACCAAGGAGAAGAGAGAUGAAUGGACGAUUCCUUCAGUAGUGUCUUCAAAAGAGUCGAAGGAUGAUAUCGAUACAUCUAAAUCUGAAAAUGCUGAAGCUGGUGGAUCUGUUUCCAAAGGUUCUUUAAGCAAUUCCAGUGAUACAGAUAUGGGUUCUAAAAAUCCAGAUCCUCCGCCAACUAAUGGGAGCACAGCAUCAGAUUUAGGCUGUGAUUUGUACCACGGAACUUGGGUUUAUGAUUCUGCAGGACCAUUAUAUAAAAAUAAUUCAUGCCCUGUCCUGUCACAGAUGCAGAACUGUCAGGGAAAUGGGAGGCCAGACAAGGAGUAUGAGAAUUGGCGAUGGAAGCCCUCUCAAUGUAACCUCCCAAGAUUUGAUCCUAAGAAGUUUUUGAAGUUGAUGAGUGGGAAGACACUUGCUUUUAUCGGUGACUCAGUUGCUCGAAAUCAAAUGGAGUCAUUGUUGUGCAUUUUGUGGCAGGUUGAAGUUCCUAAAAACAGGGGAAACAAGAAAAUGCAAAGAUAUUAUUUCAGGUCGACUUCUGUGAUGAUUGUUCGAAUAUGGUCAUCAUGGCUUGUGAAGCAAACAAAUGAACCUUUAGAUUUUGCCCAAGAUGGUGUUGUCAAACUUCACCUUGAUGCUCCUGAUGAUCAUUUCAUGGAAUUUGUUCCAAAUUUUGAUGUCAUUGUCAUGUCAUCUGGUCACUGGUUUGCCAAGCAGUCAGUUUACGUUCUAAAUAACGAGAUCGUAGGAGGACAGCUGUGGUGGCCUGAUAAAUCUCGUCGUAUGAAGGUCAACAACAUUGAAGCUUUUCAAAUCUCUGUUGAAACCAUUCUUACUGCUCUUGCCACAAGCCCGAAUUACACGGGACUAACGAUCGUGCGCUCUUAUUCUCCUGAUCACUACGAGGGUGGAGCCUGGAAUACUGGUGGAUCCUGUACUGGAAAAGAUAGGCCUCUUGCACUAGGAGAACGAGUGGAAAACAAAUUCACUAACAUCAUGCAUGAUAAACAGCUAUCUGGAUUCAAUGCAGCAAUUAAGAAGCUGAAAAAUAAAUCAAGGCUAAUACUUAUGGACAUCACAGAAGCUUUUGAAUAUCGGCAUGAUGGGCAUCCAGGACCUUACAGAAAUACUGACCCAAAUAAACUCACCAAACGUGGGCCAGAUGGAAAGCCACCACCACAGGAUUGCUUACACUGGUGCAUGCCGGGGCCUGUAGAUACCUGGAAUGAGCUUGUUCUUGAUAUUAUACGGAGAGAUUUUGAAGGUAACCAGCAUUUUUCUUCGUGAUAUUCCUGUUUCUGACUUCAUAUCUGGAAUUUUAGUUAAGAAAAUUAAGAGAAAAUUGAGUAACUUGUUUCCAAAGUUUAUGUUAGGCUUGAGAUGACCACAUCCUUUUGUUGUUCUUUUCUUCUCCCACACUAUCUUAUUUAUAUUCAUAUAGAGAGAGUAUUUAUUGUAACACUUGGAGGAUUGGAAGCUAAUUUAUGUAUUUUAAGGGAUUUCCCAUCCUCGUUACUCUA